Molecule: messenger RNA, 634 nt
Organism: Nicotiana tabacum (common tobacco)
Lineage: Eukaryota; Viridiplantae; Streptophyta; Magnoliopsida; Solanales; Solanaceae
Product: large ribosomal subunit protein eL42
Biological process (GO): translation
Cellular component (GO): ribosome
Molecular function (GO): structural constituent of ribosome
Source: RefSeq, a predicted model, not a curated record
CCAAGUAGACUGCGCCGGCUGUAUAAAGCGCAAUUUCAUCCUUAAGCCAAGGUCUUUGCCGCUGUAACUGCUGAACGGCUAUAAAUCUAAUCCUCGGCCCGCGAUAAUGGUGAACGUGCCUAAGACAAAGAAGACCUACUGCAAAUCCAAGGAGUGCAAAAAGCACACCUUGCAUAAGGUCACACAAUACAAGAAAGGAAAAGAUAGCCUAGCUGCCCAGGGAAAGCGUCGUUAUGAUCGCAAGCAGUCAGGUUAUGGUGGACAGACAAAGCCCGUCUUCCACAAAAAGGCAAAAACUACAAAGAAGAUUGUCUUAAGGUUGCAAUGCCAGGGGUGCAAGCAUGUCUCUCAGCACCCAAUCAAGAGGUGCAAGCAUUUUGAGAUUGGUGGGGACAAGAAAGGAAAGGGAACCUCUCUUUUCUAAAUUGCCUGUGAUGCAAACUUUGAUAGUUUUCUGUUAUACGUUUUUAGAUUUUGUUUUUUGUUUUUUUUUUUUUUUUUUUUUUUUUUUUUUUUUUUGCUUUCUUCGUGUAGUUCAAGAGCUUUUGUUUUCUAAGAUUGAAGUUAAAUACUAUGUUGUGCUAAUUACAUUUUGAUCAGGAGAUCAAAGUUGUACUUUUCAAGUUUCUAUUUA